GACGAAUCACUCGUCUCGCAACCACAAAAAUGCCCUGCUCGCUGCUCAUUCUGCGAUUCACUGCGUCGACACGCCAUUAACAAGCAUGAACGUCCCCGCUCCAGUGACGACCAAACAAGAAACGACGACGGAGCAGCCUACGACAGCCAACGCGCAGGCGCUCCAGGAGCAAUUCAACUACCACCUGCACGAGCUCCGCAAACUGUCGCGCGAGAUGUCCGAGACGCCCAAAAGCGCUUCGAUCGACGACGUGGCCGCCGCCAUGCAAGCGUAUUUUGAAAUCAAGUACGAAAAGAAGAUGGCCAAGCUCGUCGCGCACAGCCAGCGCGAUGCAGACGGCCCCACGGGCUUUUUCGGGCGGUGGGGCCUUGGCGACAGUCAUGGACAAGACGAAAUCGACAAGACAUUUCGCAAGAUGCACAAGAAGAUGGCGCGCGGCGGCUGGUUGCAUCCUGGCGCCGUACCCAUGGCCACGCCCGCGCCCAUGGCUACGCCUGCACCCAAACCCGCGCCGUUCUAACGGUCCACUGCCCCACCCCUCUUUCAGCAAGCGACCAAGCGUCUCUAAUUCCUACGAGUACUCGGAAAUGAUUUUUUUGCAUUUUCCACUGUAAACUUUUUUAACUUGGA
This is a messenger RNA of Saprolegnia diclina VS20, 630 nucleotides long. RefSeq lists its product as hypothetical. Lineage: Eukaryota; Oomycota; Saprolegniomycetes; Saprolegniales; Saprolegniaceae. Bases 86 to 520 code for a protein of 144 amino acids. The transcript has a single exon. The record is from RefSeq and is a predicted model, not a curated record.